UGUGUUCAAGCGGUGCUCAGAAACAGGGUGGUGACGUUACCAAGAACGUGCUAAAAAUUGUAAUAAAACAGAGCAUGAAACCACACUAAACGUCGAAUUCUCCACUUUGGGAAUUACUUCAUCAUUCUGGGACUUCACACCUGCUCUGGAUUCGGGAGUACGUGUCAGUUAAGAAUUACUGAAAAGCUUUUGUAUGAUAAAUUUGACGUUACUAGACCGAGUUUCGAGAAUCAUAGGAAGAGCAUGCGCGGACCAGGUCUCACCGCAGGAAUGCUGGGCAGUUGAAAUUUGGGCGAGGCCAAGAAAUUGCAAGUCUUGCUUCUUAUGAGCCAAAAGCUCCCCAUGCUCUUGUUAUGCUACCCCACCUUAUCCCUCGCUCUCGAUGCUUUUUCCAAAUCUUGCAUCACCAUCUUUGCUUGUGAGGAUUUUAAUGUAGAGGCUAAUAAUCUAAAGGUGAUUGUAAGUGUUUGGAUCACUUGGGCCGCAAGCUUUUGAGGAGUCAUAUUGAAUUGGGUGUGAGCGAGCAUGCUGGGGAGUGAAUGCUGGGUAGCCGGGAUGAACUGAUUUGGAAACUUUUAGCUAUGAGAACUGUGAGGAUGUGAACGUGAAGGUAAUUGUAUGCAUACUUUCAGGACUUCGAGCUUUCAGGCCUCCCAUUGACUCGUCUUUGAUUACACAGGUUCUUGGUGCAAACGUAACACUGUAGAAACUGAAGUUUCAAAAUAAGGAACACAGUGUAAUUGACCUCUGGAUCGAUAACGCGUAAUGUAAGGGCGUUGAAACGUCGAUUGAGAUUCAUUGGCGCUUCGGUUAAUAUGUAACUGUUCCCAAAGACGAGAACUUCACCACCGUUUCAUGGGGAUGCUGCCUAUUGGCGCACGAUUCAAUCUCUCUACAGCAGGACUGUGCCACGAAUGAGCCAGUCGAAUGCGUGAUGGAGAGAUAGACGACGGACUACGAAUUUUGGUGAAAACCUCCAUCACGAGCCGAGUAGGGAUAUCAUGGCGCGUCCAAGACGAUGUCUGGGUGAGAGAGCGCAUCCCACUUUCCUGACAUCUGUGGUGAUAGCCGUCUCGGCAAUAGUGCUCCUCCAGCACAUUUGCACCACCAAGGGGCCUGCCUACUCGCUGCUGCACUCAUCCCUCAUUUCUCGCCAGGCCGAGCCUGUUCUCUCCAAAUUGGAUGCCUUAACGCCCACAAAAGGGCGUCAUCAAAAAAAUCUUACCCCAUCGUCACCAGAAAUGAUAUCCGAGACUGAAAAUGUCUCUACUCAGGCACAAUCGCUGAGCUCCAACAAGAGGCAGGAUUUCAGCGAGAAUUUCCUGCACGCUGGUAAUGAGUCGCAGAUGUUCACGGCAGUUGAAUCCGAAGUCUCAGAGACUGGGAAGGAAUUCAACAACAAUGGGACUGACUUGCUAGUUCCUGAAACGUCAAAUCGACAAGUAAGCUCUGAGAUUCUAAACAAUGGAACCAUGGUGGAGUCAGUAGUUGCGGAAGCGGCCACGGAGAGGCAGGUGGUCGCGGUUGAGACGGAGGCCGUCCAGAUUGUGAAGGGUGUUAUCAAUUCAAUCAAUUCAAGUGAAAAUAUGGCAGAGGUGGCGGAUCGCAUGGACUUGGAUCACAAUCGCAGCGAAUUGACUGUCCCGAAUGCAGAGUCGGAUUCCAAAGGUGCUAUACCCGUGGGUGGGGACGAAGCGGUUGACGUCAUGCAGCCUCGAAGGUUUGAAAGCUUAGGAGACGCAAAUGUGGGACGGAUACCAGUGGAAACAGAAACAAGUCAUGAAGAAAACAAACAGCAGUUAAUGAUCGCGUCUUGGCCUCCACAGGCCUCCCCAGUCCCCAAGGUGUCGAAAUUUAACCCAAUAUUUGACGAACUGCAGACUUGCAAGAAGGCAAUAGAGGGCGCCACACUCGAGACUGCUGAUCCAAGUUUGGACAGCUCUCUUUACAAAAACGUGACGGCGUUUUCCAAGAGCUAUGAACUCAUGGAGAAGGUGUUCAAGGUAUACAUCUAUAAAGAUGGCCGCAAGCCGCUGGUGCACUCAGGGCCCCAACUCGGAAUCUAUGCAUCGGAGGGGCAGUUCAUUGAGCGUAUGGAGGCGGCCAGCGAAUUUCUUACGGACGAUCCAUCGCGGGCGCACAUGUUUUUCUUGCCAUACAGCGUCUAUCGCAUGGUGACCCAUCUCUACGUGCCGAACUCUCGGUCCAUGUUACCACUCGCCACUUUCAUCAAGGACUAUGUCGAAGCCCUUGCCCGGCAAUAUCCGUAUUGGAAUCGGACCAAGGGGGCUGACCAUUUCUUUGUCUCCUGUCACGACUGGGGACCAGCAACCGCGCGAGACCAUCCCACACUCAGAAGCAACGCCGUGAAAGUAGUGUGCAACGCAGACUUAACGGAGGAGUUCGUAGUCGGCAAAGAUGCAUCACUACCCGAAGUCUACAUGCACAAAUCCAAAACAAAAGCACCGAUUAAGCUCGGCGGUCCAGGUUACGAUGAGCGACCGUACUUAGCUUUCUUCGCUGGCCAGAUGCACGGCCGCGUGAGGCCCAUCCUCCUAGACCAUUGGAAAGACAAAGACCCUGACCUGAUGAUUUACGGAGUGCUUCCCAAACCUAUUGCGAAGCAAAUCUCGUAUGUCCAGCACAUGAAAAUGAGCAAGUAUUGUAUCUGUGCAGCGGGGUACGAGGUCAACAGCCCACGGAUUGUGGAAUCGAUCCACUACGACUGUGUUCCUGUGAUCAUCGCCGAUAACUUUGUGCUUCCCUUCAGUGAUGUCCUCAACUGGGAUGCGUUCUCCGUGACCAUGCCCGAGAGUGACAUUCCCAAGCUGAAAGCCAUUUUGAAUGAUAUCCCUGAGAAGACCUACCGGAGCAUGCAAAUUAGGCUGCGGAAGAUUCGGCAGCACUUUGUUUGGCAUAAGAAGCCGGAGAAGUAUGAUGUGUUCCACAUGAUCCUGCACUCAGUGUGGAUGAGUCGGAUCAACCGGCUCGAGCAGAUCAGAGACUUGUCUGAAGAACCGUUUAAGGAUUAAUUAGCGAUCCUGGUGUGGAUUAGAGAUCCUGGCUACUUAAGAUUGGUAGAAUGUAGCUUAUAUUAGUACCCUGCCAGGUAUUCGCAGGACUGGAUUUAUUUCAGAGCUUCGCGGCUCUGAGCUGGAACGCUGCAACUUGGAGGUUCAAGCGGAGGAGCACACUUAUCUUGCAAGUGCCACAUUGUUUUCAUCAACUCAGCGCCUGGUGGAUGGGACUUGUAGCUAUCGUGCGGUGUGUACAGUGUAAUUAGAAAACUACACAUCCUAAGUGAGAGAUUCUUUGUGUGUCCAAGUUUCCCUGUUCUGAUAUUCAGCUUCUUACAAAGAUGUUGCAAUCGGUGUUUUGCAGCCAAGCGUGAGGCAAAGGGCGACCAUUCAGGCAACAGUGACGUCCACCCUCAUCAGAGCUGCAUGAACCCUCAUGUAAAACAAGAAUUCCGCCGUUGCCGAAGCGGCAUUCCUAUAUGACGAGUGGACUGGGCUAGCAGCAAUGAUCGUCGAUAUGAGAGUCUAUCAUCAAGGAGAAUACCCAGUUGAAGGACCUGCUGCUGGACUUCUCCACGUCUAUCUUCCCGCAAAUAUAAACGGAGAUUAGCAAUCCUGUGUAUGCUUUCACAACUGCUAGCAAAUGCAGGAGUGCAAUAAGCUGUGUGAGUCGGAUUGUAGCUUGGUUCUGGACUUAGAAAUUGUUUCCCAUUCAGCUUAGUUUGUGAAUUCUAGCUAAUGACCUGACUCCUUAUCCACAUGAAUACCGACAUACGAGAUCUUGAGAUAUCUGAGUAGAUUCAGUGCUUCACGUGUGGUUUUCACACGUUUAAUAAUUGAUUUCACCCCACGCGACUGUGAUGUGCAACAAGUUUUUAUAAUCACGAGUAAGUGUUUUGAUACCGUAUCCUUGAUCAUGCAAUCAUGAUUAUUACAUCAUGCAAACAGUGUUCUGAUACCGUAUCCUUGAUAGGAAUAUGUCCAGCUUCAAGCAGCAGCAGAGGAGUCUCCAAAAUGCAGAAAAAAGCAUUAUGAAAUGAGGGGUCUUUAUACAUAGAAAGCCCACUUUGAAAGGCUAUCAUUCAAAAACUUUACCAAGAUUCUCUCCUAAAAAGUUUUAACCUUUUACCUUCUCUCCUAAGUAGAAAGAUCUUCAUAGUUAAAUUUUUAUGUUGAUGUGCACACUGUUCAUCCUUAAUUAGAGUAUGGACUAAUGUAGACCACAAAAAAAUCAUGAUAUUUUUUAAAAAAGACAUUUAUUUUUUAAGAGGGAUAUAUAAAAAAAAAAUUAUUUAUUUAUUUAAAUUAUAAACAUGAUCCAUCGUAAAGAUAUCAUUUAAAGAAAAAUUAACUUGUAAUCUAGUAAUACCACUAUUUUACACAAGCGAAAAUUUUGCUUU
Molecule: messenger RNA, 4417 nt
Organism: Physcomitrium patens
Lineage: Eukaryota; Viridiplantae; Streptophyta; Bryopsida; Funariales; Funariaceae
Source: RefSeq, a predicted model, not a curated record